AUUUCGGCCGCCAGGAUAUCUCAGGCCAUCAUGAUCCCAAACGGCAGAAGACGCUUCCGUCUGCCCUUUUGAACAUGAGGGCUGACUGGUCAUAUAUCUUCCUCACUGCGAAGGUUGCAUCCUUCAAAUCUUCAUCGUCUCAACCUUGAAUUCCUUCCGUCAGUCUUUUGAGAAAUACUCCUUUCCGCCGCUCUUUCAACUCAUACGAAUAAAGCCGUUCAAAAUGGUUGACAAGUUCGAUCCCAACUUCACCCAAAAUGUCAUCAAUGCCACAGGUCCAAAGACAGACCCUCGUAUGCGAGAGGUGAUUACCUCGCUCAUCCGCCAUCUCCAUGACUUCGCUCGCGAGGUCGAACUUACCGUUGACGAAUGGAUGGCCGGUGUGAACCUAGUCAACUGGGCCGGCCAGAUGAGCAACGAAAAGAGAAACGAGGGACAGCUAGUAUGCGACGUUUUGGGUCUUGAAUCUCUCGUUGAUGAAAUUACUUUCUCUCGCGCUGCUAACGCACCUGAUGCCGCUACAGCCACCGCUAUUCUCGGCCCUUUCUUCAGAACCGACGCUCCUCACUAUCCUAAUGGCUCGAGCAUUAUCAAAACCCCUCCUGCCGAGGGCGGCGAGGUCACCUAUAUGCACGGCAGAGUCGUUGACUCUGUUACCGGAGAGCCAAUUGAGGGAGUGGUGAUCGAUGUCUGGGAGGCAUCCACCAACGGAUUGUACGAGCAACAAGAUCCAGAGCAGGCAGAUUGCAACCUUCGAGGAAGAUUCACCACAGACAAGGACGGAAAAUACUCCCUCUACUGCCUAAGGCCAACCCCAUACCCAAUUCCUUACGACGGCCCGGCUGGAAAGAUACUUCAACUCCUUGAUAGACACCCAAUGCGUCCAGCUCACAUUCACUUGAUUGCCCAACACAAGGACUAUAAACCAAUUACCACGCAGAUCUUUGAUAGCGAGGACAAAUACCUUGCCAAUGACUCCGUAUUUGCUGUUAAGCACUCUCUUGUGGUUGAAUUCAAGCCUCUGCAAGGAGAUGACAAGGCAACCAGAGAAGUUCAGUACGACUUGAAACUCAAGAAACAAGGUUAAAAAGCAAAAAUAACGAAAAAGAAAAAAUAAUGACAGAUCUACCUUGAUAUUUUUGACUAUCUUUCUCUUCUCUCCACUAUCUUGUCAUACUUCCAACGGGAAAUGUUGUAUAUGAGUCUAUGAACUGGGGUUGGUUGGUCUCCAUCUGAUGUACUGUACAUAACUACAUAUCAUCACCAACUACAGAACUAUAUUCAUUCUUGGAAUGUGAAAAUAAUCUUCCAUGCC
Molecule: messenger RNA, 1315 nt
Organism: Coccidioides immitis RS
Lineage: Eukaryota; Fungi; Ascomycota; Eurotiomycetes; Onygenales; Onygenaceae
Product: catechol dioxygenase
Exons: 4
Coding region: 224-1087 (287 amino acids)
Biological process (GO): catechol-containing compound metabolic process
Molecular function (GO): ferric iron binding; catechol 1,2-dioxygenase activity
Source: RefSeq, a predicted model, not a curated record